AUGGGUGCAAAACAAAGCAGGAAUAGUGCAAAGAAAGUAGACGAAAGCUCAUCCACAAUACAAGAGAAGAAAAUACAAGAAAGAACCGUUAUGCUUUUCUCAAAAUGCGGAGCAAGUACAUUCAGCAGACAACUCACGAAUGAUAAAUUACAUGAUAAAAAUCAAAUUGACUAUUGUUGUCAUGCUCUGUUAUCACGAAUGGAAAAUUUUGAUGAAUUUUAUUCUAUGGAUGAAGAAUUUGCAAGAUUAAAGAAUUUCAAUCAAUUUAAUAGAAUUCCAAGACCUAGGGAAAUGCUUACAAGAAUUUGGAAACAUGACGAAAUGAGACGAAUCUUAAUGGAAAAGUAUCACAAUGUUUGGAGAUUUGAAAAUUUAUCUUUAUUUAUGGAACACUUAUUGAAUGGAAAUUUUGAUAAUCAAUUGGAAAAUCCUUUUACAUAUGCUUCAACAAAAACAACAGGUGUUAUAAUUAGUGAUUUCAUUCAUAGUGAUCCAAUUAUUGGUCAACCCAUUAAAUACAAUCUAGCAGAAAUUGGAGGAUCUAGAAGUGAAUGGAAGAAAGCAUUUAUCUGUUUUGAAAAUGUUUAUUUUAUAUUCUUCUUUUGUGGACUUUCGGAUUUUCAUGAUAAUCCUAACUAUGAUUUCGAACAUGAAUUUGUAAAAUUCAAUUAUGUUUUUACCUGCAAUAAGUUUCAUGAGAUUAAUCCAAAUUGUAGAAUAAUAUUCUUAUUUACAAAACCAGACAUCUUACAAUCAAAGCUUAAAAGGGGCAGUAUUUAUGACAUUAAGAAGAAUUAUGAAAUAAGGGAAGAAUUGAAACAAAUAUCAAAUGAAAAUGAAAGAAAUGUCAUCAAUUCCAUAGUAUGUGAUUUUUUUGCAGAGCACGAGACGGAGUAUCACAUUGUAAAUUUACUAAAUAAGGAGGAGGUUAAUCAGGUGAGAGAUUUGAUUUUGAGUGGAGUGAAAUCAAGGUUUCCAUUCAUUUCUAAAUGUUUGAGAGAUGAAGGAAAAUGGAGGCAAGUUCUUUUCAGAAUAUUGAAAGAUUCUAAACUUGGUGAUAUUUCAAUAAUUGCCAGAGGUGAAUAA
Messenger RNA from Naegleria gruberi, 1086 nucleotides. RefSeq lists its product as uncharacterized. The record is from RefSeq and is a predicted model, not a curated record. Lineage: Eukaryota; Heterolobosea; Eutetramitea; Acrasida; Naegleriidae. Gene Ontology annotation, biological process: G protein-coupled receptor signaling pathway. Bases 1 to 1086 code for a protein of 361 amino acids. Gene Ontology annotation, molecular function: guanyl nucleotide binding; G-protein beta/gamma-subunit complex binding; GTPase activity. The transcript has a single exon.